AUAGUUCAAGCUAGUAAUUGUGCACUAGUGAUCACUGUAAGUACCAUGGAGAUUAUAACCAUUUUUUUAUAUACUACAGUGAUGGUAUUAUCACUGUAUUUCUUUUUCAAAUGGAAUUAUUCAUACUGGUCAAGAAUAGGACUAGAAUACCUCCAACCACUAUACUUUUUUGGUAACACUAUCAGUUUAUUAUACGGAGUAUCCAUGGGUGACACGUUCAAGAAAAUUUACAACGACAUGAAGGCCAAAGGUUUCAAACAUGGAGGACUUUUCUUCUUUUUCCUUCCGCUUUAUAUGCCUGUAGAUUUGGAUAUCGUGAAGAACGUUUUGCAGAAUAGUUUUGAACAUUUCAUGAACCAUGGUAUAUACCACGACGAAGAACGUGAACCGAUCACGGCGCAUUUGUUUAGUUUGGAGAAUGACAGAUGGAGAAUGUUGAGGAAGAAGUUGUCACAAACGUUCACUUCCGGUAAAAUUAAGAUGAUGUAUCCCACACUAUUUUCGUGUUCAGCUGGAAUAAAGGACAGACUACAGAAACAUGCUGAACUUCAAGACGCUGUGGACAUUAAGGAUCUAUUCAUGCGUUUCACCAUCGAUGUCAUCAGCUCGGUUGCUUUUGGCCUUAACUCCAACUCAUUAAAAGAAAACGAAUCGGAAAUCAUAGACAUAGCAUACAAGAUGUUUGAUGCAGUUUCUCCCAGAGAACGUCUAAAGGAGGCAGCAAUUUUCUUGUUCCCCAAACGGUUUUUGCAAGCCAUUAAAUUCAAAUUCAUGAAUGCUAACAUAGAGAACUUCUUCUUCAGCAUGGUGGGCGGUACUGUAAAAUACAGAGAAGCCAACAACAUAUACAGGAAAGAUUUUAUGCAUUUGUUGCUACAACUUAAAAACAGGGGUAAAUUAUCAGAUGAUAAACGGAUUAUCAGUGAAGAGGGUGAACAGAUUGGUGAAGAUUUUAUUAGUUUUAACGAGUUGGUAGCUCAAUGUUUUGUCUUUUUUACUGCCGGAUUUGAAACUUCUGCUACAACGUUAUCUUUUGCAAUGUUGGAAUUAGCUCUAAAUCCAGAUAUUCAGGAAAAGCUUAGAGAGGAAAUUAUCACAGUUUUGGACGAUCAUGAUGGAGAAUUCAGUUACGAAGCAGUAAUGAAAAUGGAAUAUGCGGAAAAAGUAAUAUUUGAAACUCUUCGAAAGCAUCCCCCUGGACCAGUUAUACCUAGGAUUUGUACAAAGGAUUAUAAUGUGCCAGACACGAAUAUAACCAUUAAAAAAGGCACGCGAGUAGUUAUUCCAGGCUUGGCUAUCCACAAUGAUCCCGAUAUUUAUCCUGAGCCAGAAAAGUUUGAUCCUGAAAGAUUUAGCGAAGAAAAUAAAGCAAAGAGGCAUCCGUGCGCAUUUUUGGCAUUUGGAGAAGGUCCCAGAUAUUGUAUAGGUUCCAGAUUCGGAAUAUUAGAAUGUAAAGUGGCACUAGCAAUAAUCCUAAGCAAUUUCAGGAUAGGACUUCAUAAAAAGACCAAAAUUCCAAUUAAAUACGCCUACACGAACGCUUUCAUUUUGGGCGUUAAAGGAGGAAUCUGGAUAACAGUUUCCAACUUAAAUGAAUAGAACAGCAUUUUACGAAUCAAAUUUUGGAAGCUUAGGGAUAGAAUCUAAAAAAAGAAAUCUCAAAUAACUUAUUUAUAUAGGCGAAUUUUUUAUACGGAUAUUAGAAAAUUAGAAGAACCGAACUAAAAAAAAAAUGUACGAAAAGAUGAUGACUAUAAAACUUGUCCUUUGUUUAAAUUUAUUUUACAUACUUAAAUUCAAUUUGCAAUGAUAUCACUUUUAGAUUUUUAAAUCUUGAUUCUAACAUGAAUUAUCGGUGCUACUUAAUCAGUACUUCACUUUAGAAUAUUCACAAUAGUUUUAGAUAAGUUACUGACGCACUUUUAUUGUCUAUGCAUAAUUAGAAAAAAGUAGAGCGGGGACACAUUAAGAAAUUAUGAAAUUUUACCUUUAUUUAGAAAAUAUGUUACCUUUUUGAAAACGUUUUCUUUCCUUGUUAGAAUUAUUUUUUUAAAAAUAUGAACUAUUUUACAAUUAUCUCGUAUAAAAGGAUUGAGAUAAAAUAUGAUACCAACUAAAUAUAUUUUAAACAAAAAAGACGCUAUUCAUGAAAUUUACAUGCAAGUGACACAUAACGCAUAUGACGCCAUAUUUUUUAUUACUACCUACUCUACUUUAGAAAUACACUUAAUAUAUUUAUUUUAUAUGGAACACCCUAUAUAUUUUUGCAUAUUGUUAAAGAACUCACUAUGAAUAAUUCACAUAUACCAAAAAAAAACGGGAAUAAGUUCAGGAGAAUGAGCAGGCCCCUUUAUAUAUCCUCUACAUCCAAUCCAUCGAUUUUGUAACAACUCGCUGAUGAUUUUCUGUUGGAGUGAAUGAGAAGGGAGUGGUAAACUCCAACAGAAGUAGUAAAAAGAAGAAGAUCUACUUAAUGUAGCCAAAGGACAAAAAUGUGUGGCUUCUCCGUUGAAGAAGCUGGAGUAACUAAAAUACAACUUUGUAGUAGUAUUUGUAUGGAAGGAUGCCAAGACAAAGAAUAUCGAAUUGAUACAGGACUAGAGAUGAGAAAUCAUUAAUAGAUAGAUAUAACUUGAAUGGCUAGCUAAAUAUGUAUGAGAAGGGCCACUUGACACUCAAGGAAGGAUUCGGCCAAUUUGCACGGCUAUUUUUGGCCAGACAAUAGAUUAAAGGAAGUGACAAUGAUGGCUCGAAAAGAAGAUAUGAAGAUAAUGUUCAGAAAAUAGAUAGAGUAAAUAUAAUAAUAUACUGAAAAUAGAAUGAAUUUUUGGGCGCCAGAAGAAGGAUAACUAGGUUAACGCUCUUCCAGGUAUUCUACGCUGCUAUAGAGUAUGUCAAAUUUGUAGUACAAGUAUGUGAAAAGUUAUUAAAGAUUAUUAAAUUAUAAAAUAUACUACUAAAAAUAAAGGAGUAAUAAGAAAAAAAAA
Molecule: messenger RNA, 2987 nt
Organism: Diabrotica virgifera virgifera (western corn rootworm)
Lineage: Eukaryota; Metazoa; Arthropoda; Insecta; Coleoptera; Chrysomelidae
Product: probable cytochrome P450 6a13
Exons: 4
Coding region: 46-1599 (517 amino acids)
Molecular function (GO): monooxygenase activity; oxidoreductase activity, acting on paired donors, with incorporation or reduction of molecular oxygen; iron ion binding
Source: RefSeq, a predicted model, not a curated record